Molecule: messenger RNA, 3930 nt
Organism: Sorex fumeus (smoky shrew)
Lineage: Eukaryota; Metazoa; Chordata; Mammalia; Eulipotyphla; Soricidae
Gene: ZNF280C
Product: zinc finger protein 280C
Exons: 18
Coding region: 117-2390 (757 amino acids)
Biological process (GO): regulation of DNA-templated transcription
Molecular function (GO): DNA-binding transcription factor activity, RNA polymerase II-specific; RNA polymerase II cis-regulatory region sequence-specific DNA binding
Source: RefSeq, a predicted model, not a curated record
UUGGAAGGGGGGCCUCGGCGGGCGUUUUCGCGGACCAGCCGGCCCCCAGCCUCCUCCCGCUCCGUUCGAGUCCCGGACAGGCGGAUGUCGCUAGCGUGCGGUGAUCCUGAAACUUGAUGGAUGACAGCAGUCCUUUGCAGCCAAAAAGUAAUUUCAGAAUGGCAGAACUCUUUAUGGAAUGUGAAGAAGAGGAACUGGAGCCAUGGCAGAGAAAAGUAGAAGAAAUGCAGGAACAACAACUAGAGGAGGAAGAAGAAGAAGAAGUAGAAGAAGAAGAUGAUGAUGAUGAGCUGAUUUUUGUUGGAGAGAUAUUAAGUUCAAAACCAGCCAUUUCAAAUAUUUUAAACAGGGGUAACCCCAGCUCAUCUUCAAAUGGAAUAAAGAAUGAGAUACUCAGUCAAGGUGGUACUGAUCUAAUGAGGUCUGCAAGUCAACACAGCAAAAGCCCAGCAUCAAGACCAGCGACUCCAUUGUCUAUAUUUAAUCUUGACUCUGAAUCUAAAUCUUCGCAGAGCUCUAUUUCUAAUGUGUCUAAACCAGAUUUUGCAAGUGACUCACUAGAAAUUGAUUCGGAUGAGUCUCAGGAAUUGUUUGACUUGACCCAGGAUUCAGAGUCACUGUCCCAAGAUAACAUCGCAGAUGAUAUAGAAGAUCCAGAUAAUGCAUCAUUUCAUUUUACAACUGGAAUACCUGUAAGAGCUUGUCCAAAGUGCAGUACCCACUUCACUCAUUUUGAGACUCUGCAAUUUCAUAUGAAGCAUUGUUGCCCAGAUAUGAUACAUACAAUUUUGGAAAGCGCUAACAUAGAUCUUACAGAUACUGAAAAUACAAACAAGACUAGCUCAGAAAAAGGAAAAUUGAUCAUGCUAGUUAGUGACUUUUAUUAUGGCAGACAUGAAGGAGCUGUUGAUGAUGAACCGAAGACUUUCACAACCUUUAAAUGCUUCAGUUGCUCAAAAGUUCUUAAAAAUAAUAUAAGAUUUAUGAAUCAUAUGAAGCACCAUCUGGAACUGGAGAAGCAAAACAGUGAAAGCUGGGAAAACCACACCACGUGCCAGCACUGCUACCGCCAGUUUCCAACUCCUUUCCAGCUGCAGUGCCACAUUGAGAGUACACAUACUCCCCACGAGUUCUCAACUAUUUGCAAAAUCUGUGAAUUAUCAUUUGAAACGGAACAUACUCUUUUACAACAUAUGAAGGACACUCAUAAACCUGGUGAAAUGCCAUAUGUUUGUCAGGUUUGCCAGUUUAGAUCAUCUACAUUUUCUGAUGUCGAAGCUCAUUUCAGAGCAUCCCAUGAAAACACUAAGAACUUGCUCUGUCCUUUUUGCCUAAAAGUUAGUAGAAUGGCAACUCCCUACAUGAAUCAUUACAUGAAGCACCAGAAAAAAGGAGUUCAUCGUUGUGCAAAAUGUAGACUACAGUUUUUGACCUGCAAGGAGAAACUGGAGCAUAAGAACCAGCAUCGAACAUUUAUAAAGCCAAAAGAGCUUGAAGGAUUGCCUUCUGGUACAAAAGUUACCAUUCGAGCUUCAUUUGGAUCUGUUCAUUCAAGACCAUCAACUACAUCACCUCCCAGUAGUCCGAGUACUUCUUCUUUUCAGCUCCCAGCUCCGAAAUCUAAAAGUGCAACUGCCAAAAGUUCUGCAAAAUGUGCUGCCAGCAAAUCUAAGGCUGGCAAAGCUAAAGUGAACAAAGCUAAUGCCAGCAAAGCUAAGGCUAGCAAAGCUAAGGCCAGCAGAGCUAAGGUCCUCAAAGCUAAGGUCAUUAAGGCUAAGGCUGUCAAGGCUAAGGCUGUCAGGGUUAAGGUUGGCAAGGCUAAGGCUGGCAAAGCUAAGGAUAUCAAAACUAAAUCUGGCAAAGCCAAGGUAACCAAAUAUAAGAUCAACCCGGAUUGCCCAUCUACAUCUGCAUCUGCUGCAGGUAAAGCUAGUGCAAGUAACGCAGUGCAAAGUGACAUACAACAAAAAAUCAGAACCGCUAUCAGAAGACGGUAUCGCAGGAGAAAGACUGCUAUCACUGUAGCUAUGAAGAAUGUAAGGUGUAAUCGGGGACUUCACAAGUGCAUUGAAUGUCAUUCCAAAAUAAAAGAUUUUGCAGGCCACUUUUCAAUAUAUAUUCAGUGUAAUUUUUGCAAAUAUAAUACUAACUGCAACAAAGCCUUCGUAAAUCAUAUGGUGAGUUCUCACAGCAACCCUCCAAGUAAGCGGUUUUAUAUCUUUAGGAAGCAUCCUGGAGCGUUCAGGGCCAUGACUCUGGUGUGCCUUAAAUGUGAUUUCCUAGCUCAUUCUUCUUGUUUGGAUCUCAUGGCUAAACACUUAAGCCAGCGUAAAAAUCACACCUGCCAAGUCAUUGAGGAAAGAGUUCGUCGUGGUAUUUUCCAUUUCUGAAGCCAGCUAAGAAUGCAUUUGAAAUAAGAUUCCUGCUCUAUGGAGCUCGUGCAACCUGGUGCAAGACAAGUUGGAAUUAGUUCAAAGUCCUGAAGUGUUUUCUUACUCACAUGCAGUUUCCUAAGUUGACGGUUCCUAAGUUCAGAGUUCUGAAGUGUUUCCUCAGAAGAAAGCAGUUAAAACAGUCAAGUUCACGACACUAUCUCUCAUUAUUUAGCUCUUUAGGUCUCAGAUGACACUAGAUUCUUAUUCCACCUUAUCUUUGUGUCAGGUUACUGUAUCUUAGUAUAUGAAGUGGACUCCAGAAAAAGCUUUCCUUGCUAUGGCCUUUUCUCGCUUUGCUAAAAUAAUUGUGGUUUUCACUGCUGACUUGCCUUCAGAAUAUUGCAUUCCAAAAAAUAUGGCUGUUUAUCUUUUUCUCUGUGCGUUUUCUAUAUUGUACGUGUUUGGGUCAUGUGAUUGAUUGAUUGUCUUUUCCCCCAUCCCUCGUCUGUUCUCAGAAGAAACGCAGAGUUUUCAAAAAAAUGGUCAGGGUACUCCUGGCCAGUGUCCUCCUGGACACAGCUAAUGCCUGUUUUCUCUUUCCAAGGAAUGUGAAUUAUUUGACUGUGAGACUUCCUCUAGGUUGUGGCCUUAAGAAAUCAGAUUUUGGGGAGAGUCUCUUCAUGACUGGCCUCCCAUAAGGCUAAUGCCAAUUUGGCCAGAGAUAACCUCAAGGCCCAUCAAAUUGAGCACAACUUUGCCCAGGGGGGCUUUGGUUAUUGAUCUCUAAUGGGUUUAUGGGUAGAUACUGACUGAGAAAAGUUCUUCAACCUGUAAGUUGAAGUUUAAUCUUUUUGACUGCUGCUUUUUAAUCUUUCUAGCAUGCAUGCAGUCCAACUGGUUGUGUAGGGAACCAAGCUUACUUUUGUAUUCUUGGAAAACAAGUUUUUAAAAUUACAGUUCCAAAGCUACAGUUAUUUGUACUGUUGUUUGAAGUUUUAUCCAGUAUUAACUUUAGGAGUUUUCAGCUAUACUAGUAGUCAAUUUUUUUAAGUUUGUUAUCGUGUUUUUUUAUGUUGAUCUUCACCAAAAUUAUUGAUGUCUGUUUUGUUACGUCCGUUUUAUUUCUUCUCUUACAACUCUAAAGAAUUUCUUAAAAUUCUCUACAGAUUUUAUGUAUCAGUAACUCCCCUUAAUGCUCAUAACAUUGGAUAUUAUUACAUCCUCUAUAUUAAAAUUACCAACUUUACCUUAGUAAUUGAGUUCCAAAAACAGAGAAUUGGCAGAACCUUCCCACACACCUUAAAAAGUUUUAAAGUUACAUUUCUGUACAUCUAAUACAUAAUAUCUCUUAGCCAUUAAUGUAGUUCCCUUGGAUAAAGAUAAUAUAUUCACAAAAUAUUGGGACCAAAAAAAAGCACUUGUUUCUUGCCCAUAUAUAUAUAGAUGUAUAUUUUUUUUAAUUUCGUGUUUGUUUAUUUUGGUUACAUUGAGUAUAGAUUUGCUGGACAGUUUCGAUGUUAUUUUUUUAAUAAAAGUUGUUAAAGUGCUUCAUGAA